AUGACUGUAAUAUGUAACAGUGACAGUGACCAAACUCCGAUAACCUUCGAGGAAGCCCUUGAUAGGACAGGGAAUGGCCUGUACAAUGUUCUGCUGGCACUGACAUGCGCGCUAAUACUCUUGGCAAUCGGUAUGGACAUGUUUGGCCUCAGUCUAGUAGUGGCAGCAGCCUGUGAUCUUGACCUCACCGUCACGCAGAAGGGGAUCCUCACUUCACUGCCUUUCAUUGGUAUUCUAUUGGUUUCCUUCUUCUGGGGCUACGUUUCCGACACCCGGGGGAGACGAUUCACCCUGGUGGUGCCCCUCAUGAUAUCCUUCAUACUGUCCUGCAUCAGCAGUCUGUCGCCGCAUUGGAUCUUCCUAGGAGUCGCUAAAUUCUUCUGUGUUUGUUUUGCGUGUGCAGCCAACUCCGUAACCUAUACCCUAGUAGGAGAGUCAUGUAUCCAGCGAGUGAGGAACAAAUACAUGCUCCUGAUGACUUGCCUUAUAUUAUUGUCUCCAGCAGUCGCUGGUGUUGUGACAUACCCAACUCUUAAACUGGACUUUGCGGCUGAGAUAUCACUGUUGGGUAUUGUCUAUCGACCCUGGAGACUACUGAUCAUAGUUCUGGCGUUGCCUUCCGGAAUCGGAGCCGUAGCUAUCUACUUCUUCCGUGAAUCACCCAAGUUUCUUUUUAAUUCGGGCAAACAAGAAGAAGCUCUGGAAGUAUUGAAAUACAUCUAUGCUGUCAACCACAGAGGAUCUAAGGAGGAAUUUCCGGUUAGCUCAUUAAAACUAGAAGAACAAGGCACAAAGAAGAAGAUGUCUCUUCUAAAAGCUAUGUAUGAACAGAGCGCCCCCCUCUUCAGGUCACCAUACUUAUGGAGGAGCCUCCAGCUUUUCUACAUAGUUGCAGUUGUUUACAUCACAAACAACAGCUUCUUAAUAUGGCUACCUCAUAUUCUGAACGUCAUCAGAUUAUCUAUGGAGAGCGACGUUUAUGACUCUGGCAACAUUUGUCACUUGAUUAGUAGCAAACCUGUGCUUGCUGUGGACACAAAUUCCACUCUCCACGAAAUACCGCUAUCUCAAGUAUGCGUAAGCACAGUGGAAAAGAACGUAAUCAUCACUCUAAUCGCCUCUCAGUCCGUCUUUGCGUUCAUCAAUUUCCUCAUCUCCUACCUCCCAAACCGCCGUCGUCUUGUCCUGAUCACAAUCCUCUGUGUCUCUGCUAUCAGUGGAGUCUGCUUGAACCUGGUUCCUGAGCCGAUUUCCAGUGUUUUCUUCUUCAUGGCGUUCACUUGUACGUGUCUUGGAAUGGGCAUCCUGGCUUCAUAUUUUGUGGAUAUCUAUCCUACAUCAUAUAGAGGUAUGGUGGCCUGCCUAAGCAUAAUGGUGGGUCGUAGCUGCACCUUCAUUGGUAUCAACGUGGUUGGGAACCUCAUCUUCAACUAUUGUCAAAUCACAUUUUACAUGUGGUCCUUGCUUGUGCUUAGUAGUGCAAUAGCUGCCUGGUUCUUACCCCCAGACAAAUCGCCUGCACAAGCUGUAUCCAAGACAAUUUCUGCUUGA
Arctia plantaginis is the source of this 1551-nucleotide messenger RNA. Lineage: Eukaryota; Metazoa; Arthropoda; Insecta; Lepidoptera; Erebidae. The record is from the annotation of a GenBank genome assembly.